UCCUUUGGCGCGGUUGACGUCAGGACAGGUGUGCCGUGCGUCGCGUUCUCUCACCUGUACGUCAGGUAAGACGCCCGUUUGUAGUCUCAGUCCGACACACAUACAGGUAACGAUUCUGUAAGGGAUUUGUUCCUCCCGUGUAAAACGACUUGUAGCCGUGAAAGGGGGUCAGGUGAAAAUUAUUUCCUUAGUAACUUGAGACCACAUCGAUUUUUCACUCUGCGUCUUUAAGUUUGCGCAGCCGGACUUAAGGGGCGAGAAGCACACGUGAGGAACUUCAGAAGGCGAGUUUGACCUUUGGGAGGGACAUAAGAAGGAAACACGCUCUUAAAGGGUUAAGGUAAGAACACAAAAGUCCAGGAUACGUCAAAAGUAUGACUAACGUGUGACAACUUCUGGUCGAGGGACCAUCGCUUCUGUUACGUCGGUUUUUCGUCCGUCAGUUUUCAGCGAGGCGCUUUGACAGAGCAGAUCGUGGACAGGGAAACUUACAACAGGCAGCCGAGUUUCGUACGACACAUCCACGACUGAUACUGUCCGGAGUUUGUCGUGAAUCGGACGCAUGCUGGGUAGAACAGCGCUGAGCUAGUGACGAUGUCGCGUCUGCGGAGACAAGUGGACGAGGAAGAAGUCUUAGACGUUCUCGACGCGAACCAGCGCCUGUCUCAGCUCAUCCAGGGCGUCUGGGAGGACUACUCCAAGUUCAAGGUUAAGGAGCGCGAGUUCAUGUGCGAGCUUGACGGCGUGUCGUUGUCCAACGGGUACACGAGCCUGGUGACGGUGCGGAUGAUCCGGGGGCACGUGCAGCGCUACCCGGACCUCCACCCCAACCUGCAGACAUUCCUGCGCAUGUACGACAGACUGAAGGACGACGGAGUCAACUUGGUGAAGCGCAGGAUCGUUCCGCGCAUGCGCCGUGCGCAGGGCUUUAUCCCGCUGUCGCUACGCGAUGCCGUGAACUACUGGAACUCUCUGGACGGCACAAAACGGAACCUGAUGGACAUUUCGAAGCGGCGGUCGCCACCCAGAGUGCAGCGGCCAAGCCAGCAGUACUUUGCUACCAUGAACCUUUUGCCUGAGGUGAUUGAGGCAGCAGCGAUCUGCCGGAACACGGUCGCGCGAUGCUGCCACGACCGCUCGGACUGGAGCCCGGCCGACCCCGUACCAGACGUGCACUAUCGCAGCGACACAGAAUCCACAGAGUCGGCGUCCGUCUGACUGGAACUUAGUAAGCAAGAGUUAAAUACCU
Branchiostoma belcheri (Belcher's lancelet) is the source of this 1249-nucleotide messenger RNA. RefSeq lists its product as uncharacterized. The coding region runs from base 595 to 1218 and encodes 207 amino acids. Lineage: Eukaryota; Metazoa; Chordata; Leptocardii; Amphioxiformes; Branchiostomatidae. The record is from RefSeq and is a predicted model, not a curated record. The transcript is spliced from 3 exons.